CCACUAUUGAUGCAGAUGGACAGGGAUUUUGUCAAGGUGGAUUUAGUAUUGACUUUACAAAGGGAGACAGAGUGCUCCUUGGAGGACCUGGAAGUUUCUACUGGCAAGGCCAACUUAUUUCUGAUCGAGUGACAGAAAUUGUGGCUAAAUAUGACUCCAAAGUCUACAGUACAAAGUAUGAUGACCAGUUAGCAACCAGACCUGCCAGUGCUGCUUUUGAUGACAGCUACUUGGGUUAUUCGGUGGCUGUUGGAGACUUCAAUGGUGAUGGUAUAGAAGACUUUGUAUCAGGAGUCCCAAGAGCAGCGAGAACUCUGGGCAUGGUGUCUAUUUACAAUGGGAAAAACAUGUCUUCCAUGCACAACUUCACUGGAGAGCAGAUGGCUGCCUAUUUUGGGUAUUCGGUGGCUGCCACAGAUAUCAAUGGUGACAAUUACACAGAUUUGUUUAUUGGAGCACCUCUUUUUAUGGAUCGAGGUUCUGAUGGGAAGCUUCAAGAGGUCGGCCAAGUUUCCAUUUGCCUUCAGCGAGCCUCUGGAGGGUUUCAGAUCACAAAGCUGAAUGGUUUUGAGAUAUUUGCAAGAUUCAGCAGUUCUAUUGCACCUCUGGGGGAUCUAGAUCAGGAUGGCUUCAAUGAUAUUGCAGUUGCUGCACCAUAUGGCGGAGAGGACAAGAGAGGACUUGUCUAUAUCUACAAUGGAAGAGCAAAUGGUUUGAAUGCAGUCCCAUCUCAAGUUCUUGAAGGGCAGUGGGCUGCUCGUACUAUGCCACCCAGCUUUGGGUACUCACUGAAAGGAGCCACAGACGUGGACAAAAAUGGAUAUCCAGACUUGAUUGUUGGAGCCUUUGGUGUUGACACAGCUGUUUUGUAUAGGGCUAGACCAGUUAUUAGAGUGAAUGCUGCCCUGGAAGUUAAUCCAACCAUUCUAAACCCAGAAAACAAAGCCUGUUCACUGUCAGAUGUAAAAGUUUCUUGCUUCAAAGUAAAGUUCUGCUUAAAAGCUGAUGGCAAAGGAAAGCUCCCUAAUUCACUCAAUUUCCAAGUGGAGCUGCUGUUGGAUAAACUUAAGCAGAAAGGAGCUAUAAGGAGAGCUCUCUUUCUCCACAGCAAACAGCCUAGCCACUCUAAGAACAUGACUAUUACAAAGGGAGGCAAAAUGAAUUGUGAAGAACUUGAUGCCUUUUUGAGGGAUGAAUCUGAAUUUAGAGACAAACUAACUCCCAUUACUAUUUUUAUGGAAUAUCGUCUGGAUUACAAAACAGCUGCAGAUGCAACAGGAUUGCACCCUAUCCUCAACCAGUUCACUCCUGCUAAUAUGAGCAGACAGGCACAUAUUCUGCUGGAUUGUGGUGAUGAUAAUGUCUGCAAACCAAAGCUGGAGGUUUCGGUAGAAAGUGAUCAGAAGCAGAUCUACAUUGGUGAUGACAAUCCCUUGACCCUAAUUGUCAGUGCUGAGAAUCAAGGGGAAGGAGCCUAUGAAGCAGAACUCUUUGUCAUCGUUCCUCCCCAAGCAGAUUUCAUUGGUGUUGUUCGUAACAACGAGGCUUUAGCAAGACUGUCAUGUGCGUUUAAAACAGAGAAUCAAACUCGCAUGGUAGUUUGUGACCUGGGAAAUCCCAUGAAAGCAGGAACUAAGCUAUUAGCUGGCCUGCGUUUCAGCGUGCACCAGCAGUCUGAAAUGGAUACAUCUGUGAAGUUUGACUUGCAAAUCCGAAGUUCUAACCUGUAUGACAAUCUAAGUCCGGUAGCGUUCUAUCAGGCUGACCUUGCCAUUUCAGCAGCUGUUGAAAUUAGAGGUGUGUCGUCUCCUGAUCACAUAUUCCUUCCUAUUGCAAAUUGGCAGCCGAAGGAGAAUCCAGAAACAGAAGAUGAUAUUGGGCCUCUAGUUCAGCAUAUCUAUGAGCUGAGGAACAACGGUCCAAGUGCAUUCAGCAAGGUGAUGAUGACUCUGCAGUGGCCUUACAAAUACAAAAACUACACACUGUUGUAUAUUGUUCAGUAUGAAAUUGAUGGGCCUAUGAACUGCACUUCUGAUAUGGAAAUCAAUCCAUUGAAAAUUAAGAUUUCUGCUUCUAAAGAUGAUGACAAGAAUGAAACACUUAGCAGGGAAGAUAACCACGAUCAUCGCAUCACUCGAAGGGAUACAACUGCCAUUGAAGAAGAUGUGCAUACUUUGGGCUGUGGAACUGCUGAUUGUUUAAAGAUAGUCUGUCAAGUUGGUCACCUGGAAAGGGGAAAGAGCGCAAUAUUGUAUUUAAAAUCACGCCUUUGGACCCAAACUUUCAUGAAUAAAGAAAAUCAGAAUCACUCCUAUUCUCUGAAAUCGUCUGCUUCUUUCAAUGUUAUAGAGUUCCCUUAUAAGAACCUUUCCUUUGAAGAUAUCCACAAUUCUACAGUAGUUGCUACAAAUAUUACAUGGGGCAUUCAACCACAGCCUAUGCCUGUGCCAGUGUGGGUUAUAAUUUUGGCUGUCCUAGCAGGAUUAUUGCUUUUGGCUGUUCUCGUGUUUGUUAUGUACAGGAUGGGCUUUUUCAAACGCGUGAGACCACCUCAGGAAGAGCAAGAAAGAGAACAACUGCAACCACAUGAGAAUGGGGAAGGAACAUCAGAAGCUUAAGCAGAGUUUUAUCUGUAAGACAUUCUGAAAUUUUAAAAUGCCUACAUCUUGGUUACAAAUACUGGUUUCCCCUUAAGGAAAAAAACACUCAUGACUGCAAAGCUACUGGUCUCAGAAGGUAUCAGCACAUACAAAAUAAGAGCAAUAUACUUAAAUCCUCCGUUUUUGUAUUAAUUAUGUUUCUGCAUGUGACUAACGUGUCUGCACUGAUUUGUGUGUGAAAAAAGUAAUAUGUAGUGCUAUGAUUGUGCUUAUUGGGAUGUAGGAAACAUCAUCUUUGAUUCAUGGAUCAACUUUACAUGAAUUGCUACACAAAUUCUGCAUUUGCUCUUGAAGCUAACAGCUUCCAUAGAUACUUGCUGGAUUACACAUUUAGUUUCAAC
Phaethon lepturus (White-tailed tropicbird) is the source of this 3001-nucleotide messenger RNA. It is a transcript of the gene ITGAV, whose product is annotated as integrin, alpha V. Gene Ontology annotation, cellular component: external side of plasma membrane; integrin complex. The annotation marks the transcript as partial. The record is from RefSeq and is a predicted model, not a curated record. Gene Ontology annotation, molecular function: integrin binding. Gene Ontology annotation, biological process: integrin-mediated signaling pathway; cell adhesion mediated by integrin; angiogenesis. NCBI's taxonomy places the organism in Eukaryota, Metazoa, Chordata, Aves, Phaethontiformes, Phaethontidae. The transcript has 26 exons.